This is a messenger RNA of Mus pahari (shrew mouse), 1161 nucleotides long. Its product is annotated as proline-rich protein 30-like. Bases 1 to 1161 code for a protein of 386 amino acids. The transcript has a single exon. The record is from RefSeq and is a predicted model, not a curated record. NCBI's taxonomy places the organism in Eukaryota, Metazoa, Chordata, Mammalia, Rodentia, Muridae.
AUGUUGCCUCAAAACAAGGACCAGGUGCUGCUACAGAACGCAGUACCGCCAGCGUGUUUCCCUCCGGUCUUUUCACGGUUUGUGGACGCCCCUCCACGCAACUUAGCAUCUCCUCCCCAUCAGACCCUCCCUUCUUCCCACUUUCCUUUGCCCACCACCACACAGACCCACUCUCCUAGACCUUACUUCUAUUCUUUGGACCCUAAUUCUGACUUUGUUCCUCUUCCUUCCUCUUCCUCUCUACCACGAUCCUCCUCUUGCUUUCGCCAAAACUAUACUUAUUUUGGUGAAAAACUCCCCUCUCCACACUCCCCCUCCCCCUCCAACUAUCAGCUAUGUCUCUCUCCCCCUCUGACCCGCUCCUUUCUUUCCCAGCUACAAAAUUCCUCUUCUCAUUCCUGUAAGUCCCCUUCUCGUCUCCAGAACUUUCAAAGCUCCAAGAUCACUUCCCCUGACCCCAGCUUGCCUUCUCGAGGGGUUCAGAGUAAGAAGCAAGCCCAGCAGUGUCCCCAGUCCAGAAGCAGCAGGUCCUCUAGGCGGGUAAGGGGAUGUGUGCCAAGCAAGGUGAACCCUGCAGAAUUCAAGGACCCAGAUACCCUCACCCAAGUCCUGGUGGACCAUGUGGGGCGCUGCAGAAUCGCACGAGACCUGCAGAUACAGCUUCUGCAGCGCCUGUGGCUCGGCACAGCCAGCCCGGCCCCAGUCGUGGAGUACCCCAUAUGUCUAGUGUGUCUCCAGCUCCGCACCCCAUCUUGCCCCACCCCCAAGUACAAGACUAUACCCCUGCUGCUUGCCUUCCCUAAACUUCUGCCCUGUGCCCAGGGCCCAGAACCUGGGCCUCUCGGAAUAGGCAUUGGUUUCAAGCUCCACCUGGCUCGGGGCCAGGCCAAGGCUUUGCAUCUGCUGCCCAAAAAACUCCCGAAGGGAGCAGAGUCUCAAGAAGAGGCCCUCCAGAGUCAAAAACCAGCAACCCAGGGACCGAUUCAAAUCACCAGUGACCAAUUCAGUUCACUGGCACACUCUUCCAGCCUCCAGUCUGUAGACCUUCAUUCACCAAAACCCAGCCAGUGUUCCGGGUCUCUACUUCAGGAGCCAAGACUGUGUCCCCAAAGCCCACACCUUCUGUCUCAGAGGCCUGUGCCUCUAGGGUCUAUUCUCUGA